UUCAUACUAUUUUUUUCUUUAAUAAUAAUAAUAUUUUUAAAAAUAUAGUUACAAUUAUAAAUAAUAAAAAUAAAAAAACAUCAUAUUUUUUUUUUUAAAUUUUAAAUCUAAAAAAAAAAAUGUUAAAUAAUAUUUAUAAUAAUAAUAAAAAUAAUAUUAAUAAAAAAAAAAUAUUAAUAGCCAUUUUAUUUAUAUUUUUUAUAUUUUAUUAUAUACUUCAAACUGAAUCGUCACCAUCUUAUUAUAUCAAAGCCAGCACUAAAUCAAAUAGUAAGAAGGCAUCAUCAAAAGACUCAUGGAGUGAUUCACAAUUAACAAGAAAUAUAAAGUAUAAUAUGAUGUUAAAAAAUGCAACCAUCGAUCAAGACCUCUACAAAGUUAAAUGGCACGAUGAAAUCAGACCCUUCAGUGAUAGAGUCAGAAAGUUUAAAAUGAACAACAAUGGUGAAUAUGUAGUAAAUAUAGAUAAGAUCUAUGACCAUCCAGAUAUAGCAAUUAUUUCAUCAAAUCGUCCAAAGCACUUAAACCGUUUAUUACACAACCUCAUUGACAACUGUAAUGCAAACAUCCACAAAAUCUAUGUAUUCGAUGAUGGUUCCUUAGAUGUAUCUUCUAUUAUCAAAGAGCACAACAUUACAAAUUAUCAUAGAUUGUCAAAAUAUGUAAAUACUGUACCAAAACAAGCUUCUGAUGGUAAAGUUGCUGCCAAAACUAACGAAGAAAAACAAUACUAUAUGAAUUCUCAUUAUAAGGAAGUUUUCAGUUUUGUUUUCAAUAACAAGACUUUAGACAAGGUUAUUUUCUUGGAGGAUGAUUUAAUAAUGGCACCUGACUCAUUACAAUACUUUAAACAUCUCAGUAAACUCAUGGAUUAUGAUCCAUCUAUCUUUUCAAUCUCUGCCUGGAACGAUAAUGGCUUUAAAUGGAAUGUUGAUAAUCUCCAAUCAUCCAUCGACAACAAAUUUAGUUUCCGUCGUCAAGAACAUUUUGGUGGUUUAGGUUUCUUAACUAGUCAAAAGGUUUACAAGAGAAAGAUUGAACCAAAGUGGAAAACUGAAACCUCAUUGCCUUGGGAUGUCGUAAUUCAAAGUGCAUUUGGUAAAAGCGAUUCAUCUAUUUAUCCAGAGAUCCCACGUUCUCAUCAUGCUCCUAUAUUAGAACGUGACUACAAUUCAUUGUUCAAUGACUUGCAAGUAGGUGAUGGCUGGGCAAACUAUAAUUUCUAUUUACCAAAGAAUGUAUUGGUCCAUACUUGGUAUAUCGAUAUCAGUAAAUAUUUAUCAUUUGAAUACGAUAGCGAAUUAAAAGAAAAAAUCCACAGAUCAAUUGAACUAGACUCUCUUUUAUCAAUUCCAAUGCUUUUCUCAACAACAAAUUCCUUCUUGAUGUACCUUGGUUCUAAAUCAAAUGAAGACCCAAAAUGGGACAAUAUAAUCAGUAAGCUUCAAAUGAUUGGUAGAGGAAAUGGUGGAGCAGUCAGAGGUAUUUACAAAGGUGUCAUCGAAACCACAUUCCAAGGUAGAAAGCUUUUCAUAGUUGGAACUUAUUCACCAUUCUAUGACAAGAAUCAUCGUAAGCGUAAUCCAAAAAUCUUCUUCAGUGAUUUCAAGGUAGAUCAAUUCGAUUCCACUGUUGAAAGUGCCAAAGCAAAUACCUAUCUUUAUAGAAUGGAAAAAGAUUUAACAUUGGAAAUAACCCUAGCAGAAUCUGGUUUCUCCUGUAAAGAUUUUUGUGAAAAACAUAAAAGGGUUUGCCAAGAAACUGACAUGAUGAUACUUACAGAUCCAACAAUAGUUCAAAUAGAAAUGGAAACUCAUUGUGCAACUGUUAAGGCUGUUGACCAAAAAGAUCAAAAUAUUUAUUAUCCAAUCAAAGAUAAAGAUCGUAAUUGUUUUAUUACAAAAGAGUUUAGCAAAUUAAGUUGUACUUCAAAACUACCAAAAUCAAAAAAUGAUUCUUCAAGAAUUUGUAUCUGUAAAGAUAAACAAGUUUAUUAAAAAAACAUUUCAAAUUUCAAAAUUUCAAAAAAUAAAUAAUAUAUAAUUUAAACAAAUAAUAAUUUUAAUUUAUAAAAAAUUAAUUUAAUUAGGUAUAUAAAAAAAAGAAAGAAAAUAAAAUAUAAUAUGUAAUGUUUAUAUUUCCAUC
This is a messenger RNA of Dictyostelium purpureum, 2145 nucleotides long. RefSeq lists its product as uncharacterized. Gene Ontology annotation, cellular component: Golgi apparatus. The record is from RefSeq and is a predicted model, not a curated record. Bases 120 to 1997 code for a protein of 625 amino acids. The transcript has a single exon. Lineage: Eukaryota; Evosea; Eumycetozoa; Dictyosteliales; Dictyosteliaceae. Gene Ontology annotation, molecular function: alpha-1,3-mannosylglycoprotein 2-beta-N-acetylglucosaminyltransferase activity.